Rhodotorula toruloides NP11 is the source of this 1968-nucleotide messenger RNA. RefSeq names its product C6 transcription factor. Gene Ontology annotation, biological process: regulation of DNA-templated transcription. Gene Ontology annotation, molecular function: DNA-binding transcription factor activity, RNA polymerase II-specific; zinc ion binding. The record is from RefSeq and is a predicted model, not a curated record. Lineage: Eukaryota; Fungi; Basidiomycota; Microbotryomycetes; Sporidiobolales; Sporidiobolaceae. The coding region runs from base 1 to 1968 and encodes 655 amino acids. The transcript has 11 exons.
AUGAGCACCGUAAAGAAGCUGGGCAAGCGGCCCGUCCGUGCGUGCACGGAGUGUGUCAGGCUUAAAAGCAAAUGCGACCGAACGUACCCUUGCUCGUCCUGCAUCAAGCGAGGAAAGUCGGCGCUUUGCGCUCCAGCGGAGGAGAGUAGCCUGCCGGCCCGCUCGACCUCUUCCCCUCUUGUUGACGAAAGCGGCAGCGUCGUCGGCACCUCAUCCGAAGUCCGGGCAGGCGCCCGCUCCGAACUCGCUUUGUUCCGCAAAACCUUCGAGUCGCUUCAGAGUCGCCUGUCCUAUCUCGAGACCCUUGUCGGCGCUGCAGCUCACGCAUCUGAUGAUGCGGAGCCUUCGAGCAACCUGGGUCGACGGCAGCGAACGGCAGACGAAGUAGAUGCGGACGGUCGGGCUUCGAAGCGGGCCGCUGUACAGAGUCCUGACGAGUUCACCAUCGAGCAGAACGUCCUCGACUCUCAACGGGAGACGCCCGAGUUUGUCGGUCCGCGAGGACUGCCGUUCUUCGACCCGCAGAAACAGGACUCGGCCAUGCUCCUCCCGUCAGCUCGCAACAUCUUCCGCCUCUUCCCUUCGCGCAGCUCUCUCGCCGCCGUCGGCCCGACCAAGACGGUUUCCGACACGCUCAUCCACCACUGCAUGGUCACAACUGGCGCUCUACAUCCAGUCGCCUCGGUACCUGCGCGGACACGGCACCUGGAGCUGUUCUGGUCUGUUGAUGGACCGGCACAGUACGAACGGUGCUUCGCGGCUUGGCUGGCCAGCUUCUUUGCACAGCUCGCAGUCGGCGCGAGACUCGCGACCAGCGACGUUUGCCGGACGCUGGGCAUGGACGCGUCGAUGCUCGAAGAACUCGCUGGACACUGGACGGACGCCUCAAUCGCCAGUCUCUACUACUCCAACUUCCUCGAGAACCGGAGCAUGCUCGCGCUCCAGGCGGUCGGCUACCUCGCCUUGAGCGGUCGCACAGCCGGCAACUUCCGCUCGAUCAACUCGCUCGUCGACCAUUCCAUGAUUGCGCUUCGACAGCUGCGGCUGCACCUCGACAUUGAUGCUGUACCGGCGCCGACGGUUGCGCCUGCGACGGAAUGGGAGACGAAGGCGUCCAGGGAGAUUAGGAAGCGGGUCUGCUGGGCGCUGUGCAUCUCGCACUGGCUGUACUCGGAGCAUCCUUUCAUAUCGCCGGACGAGGUGAAAGGCGCACCACCGAGCGUGAUGGAUGUCGGAUCGACCCAGCGGUAUGGCGACCUCGCCGACUUCACCUCUGUCGCCUACCUCAACUUUCUUUUCGACGUCGCCCGAGUCGUCUACGAGACUCGCUUUGCAACGGAGCUCUCGCCGCCUCGCGUCUCGACCCAACGAGCAGCACUCGACCGACUGCAGCAGCAGGCAGAACAGGACUUUGCGGACUCUCCCUUUUUGCGCUCCUUCUCUCGCGUCACGACCUCAUACUGGAUCCUGCGCCUUCUUCGCCAACCGUCCGAUCCACGCUCGCCGGAAACGCUCGAAACCGCACGGAUCAUGCUGCGUGAGGUUCCAACCCUACAAGAGCACGAAGGACACCAUUGGAUGAUAUUACAUCAGAUCUGCGCCGCGGCGCUGGUCAUCUGCGGCAUUGCAAGCGACAACGCUACGGACGACGCGUCCGGGACGCCAGCUGCGGACGCCCGGCUUCUCGACGCAGCAGAAGGGUACUUCGUCGCCGCCUCACACAACUCGAUUGCUCAGAAGAGCCUUGCGCUCAUUCAGCAGAUGCGCCAGCCCCUCGUUCGCCCACCCGAACCCAGUUCGAUACCGUUUGUCGAUCCUACCGCCGCUUUCCCCUCGGCUUCUGGCGCCGCUUUCGACCCGACUCUCGACGACCUGCUUGCAGACACUGCGAUCCUCGAGUACAGUCUGCCGGAGUACGGCGAGCUGAGAAACGGGAUGAGCGACCUCGACUUUGCGUGGUGGAGCUAG